This is a messenger RNA of Biomphalaria glabrata, 2629 nucleotides long. Its product is annotated as salivary glue protein Sgs-3-like. The transcript has 3 exons. The record is from RefSeq and is a predicted model, not a curated record. NCBI's taxonomy places the organism in Eukaryota, Metazoa, Mollusca, Gastropoda, Planorbidae. The coding region runs from base 185 to 847 and encodes 220 amino acids.
AACACUGUUAAAUUGAAUGUCAUAAUUGCAAACAAUACUGUCAUAUGGAGCCUGGCGCGAAGGUUAUAUUCAAGCAAUAAUAUAGUCAAAGUUGGAAGCUUCCAAAUGAUUAACAUCUAUCUGGCGAAAGAACCAAACAAGCACAAAAUAAUGUCAUUUUAUUGUUUUUAAACAUAUAAAAGCGAUGGUGAUAACCAUGUCGCUGAGACUUCAUAGCUUUCUGUUUCUUUUACUCCUGGUGGGCAAUGGACUUCAAGUAUUUGGUCAAGGCCGUCGUACACAAAGAACUUCAACUUUGACAACUGAGGCCCCAACCACAACUACAACUUCAGCAACUGAGGCACCAACCACAACUACAACUUCAGCAACUGAGAAACCAACCACUACAACUUCAGCAACUGAGGCCCCAACCACAACUACAACUUCAGCAACUGAGGCACCAACCACAACUACAACUUCAGCAACUGAGGCCCCUACCACAACUACAACUUCAGCAACUGAGGAAAUAAAACCAACAGAAUAUACAACUUUAUCAACUAAGGCACCUACUACAACUACCAUUUCAACAUCUGAGACCCCAACCUCAACUACAACUACAACAACUGAGGUACCAACCACAGCUACCACUUCAACCACUGAGGUGCCAUCCACAGCUACCAACCAUUUUAAAGAAACGACACGCGAGAUACCAAACACUACUGCAGCUAGUACUAUGAGUACUAUCACCAACACAAAUACUCGAAUCAGGAAUACACCCGAAACCACUACACAAAGUAGCAGUAUGAAUUUUAAAGCUUUGUUGAUUCUGUUAUCAUUAAAUCUUGCUAUUUGUUUCAUUUUAGCAUGAACUUCAUCAUCAGUUUUCCAUCUUUUUGAUUCAUAUAAUUCUAUGUUGUUUAACUCGGUGACAAGAGGUUAAGAGGCUUGCUGUCAAAGAUAGGGACACGGGUUUGAAUCUCGUUAAAGGUUCGAAUUUUAAAUUUAUGGUACCCCUGAAUGUAACAAUAAUAGGUACCUGAAGCAGUCAACGUAGUAAAGGUGGUUUGUGGUUUCGCUUACCACAAGACACCUUUGUAAAUUGGUAUUGCUGCUAUAAAAAACAGUUACUUUUUUUCUUCUGUUUAGUCUUCCGAUUCUCGCUUAAGAAAAUAAUGAUAUCAUAAUAAAUAUAUAAUCUUAUAUGAUACAGACGUUACUUCAAAAAAAAAAAUGAUUACGUCAUACGCGUCAUGCAUCUAGCCAUGCAUGUUAACCAAUGACCUAAAUUCUGCCAAGUCACUAGUUUUCCUGGCUGACUCAGGCAACCCAUUCCAUGCUCUAAUAGUGCAAGGGAAGAAGGAGUUUUUGUACAAAUGUAGUGUGUUUUUUUUUAAAUAUUCCUUAUAACGACAAUAAUAUUUACGACAUGGUAAAUUUGGCUGAAAAAAAUAGUAUUUAUCCCAAAUAUUUCUUUUAAACAUGUUAUGUAAUAGUUACUUAUUUUUCUGGCUGUCAAAACAUUAUUUGUUAUAAUUGCCUUUGAAAUCACACAAAAAUGUCUAAAAAUAUUUUAUUUUUCUUUACUUCUACAUCUACCCAUUGCUUUUUUUAUAUUUUAUACUUGUAACUUGAGUGUUGAUUUUGACUUUCUGCAACAAGUACUCACUUUUGCAAUUCUGUAGUGCUGAGCCCACCCCUUUGAAACCGUAAACCAUAUCCUCUUUGAAUGCCCCUCCCUAAUCCACCUUAUGCAGACCCUACUUCCACUACAGCCCAACAUAACCAACACCCUGUACGGCAGUGCUGAACAACUGAAGAGAACAGCACACUUUUUUUUCCAUGGCACAGUCUGCAAAAGAGCUGACCAGCUCAGCUGCAAAAAAGCUGGUCAGUAGAUAAAAAAGUAAUUAAGUAACAUAAAAAAAAAUAUUAUAUUAAAGAGUCUUAUACUAAAAUAUUAUCACAGUAACUAGACACGGUAAGCGACAUCCUAGUACAAGCAAAAUACACGACAUCAGUUUUAAAGCUUAGACGUCUAGGAGAAAUACAUCAUUCUUUGUUCCAAAAUCUAUACUUGUUAUAAUCACACUGUUUGCUACGCUCCACAAUAGAUUUUAUAUAAAAAAUAACUGCCCCCUUUCCCUUUAGCGUCGUUUUCUAAAUAAACAUUUUAGAAAAUUUCAUGAAUAUAGCAAGACAUCGCCAAAUAGGAUAGGUCAUAGUCCUACCUCAAGUAUAGUCAAGGUCUGCGAAGUUCAUCAAUUUUAUUCUAUCAUUUUUUUUUUUUACAUCAGUUUUUUGACAAUGUAAAAACAAACAAACAACAAGUGGCACUUAUCAUGAUAUCAUGACAUUUAAGAACUAUUAAAGUUCUGAUACAACGUGUACUUUUUAAAAGUAAAUGUGCAAAGUACACUAUUUUUAAAACUAUUCACUAUAAAUAUUAAUAAAAACAAACAAGGGAGACCAUACUGUUAUACAAGUCAAAAUGUGAUCCAUUUCCUGCAUAUUUUACAAUAUUUUUAUGUACAUGUUGUUUUUGUUAAUUUUCUGAAAAAUUUGUUUUGAUUAAUAUGUUUAUAACUAUAUUAUAUGUGUUCGGUUAGCUACAAAUUAUAAUUAUAAUUUAUAAUAUUAAAUUAUUAAAUUA